Molecule: messenger RNA, 1071 nt
Organism: Closterium sp. Yama58-4
Lineage: Eukaryota; Viridiplantae; Streptophyta; Zygnematophyceae; Desmidiales; Closteriaceae
Source: the annotation of a GenBank genome assembly
AUGUCGUGUGUGCUUGCACUCGUCUGCUCCCAGUUUCUAGAUUUGACGCGGUUACGACUGAUUACGGAGAAAGGAGCCGACGGAGCGAGGAAGGCGUUCCGUCUGGGUGACAUGCACGUCGACCCCAUGCAGCGUGCGGUGCGGGCGGAACGGCCACGCGCGGCCAUGAAUCCGGCUCUCGUGGACCGCGACGACGCGCAGCGGCAGUACCUGGAGCAGCGGGUGGUGUUGGCGGCGGUGGCGGAGAUGUACAGUGAGGAGAGCGCGGAGGGCGGGCAUGGCGCGCACAAUCACAAUGCGAUACUGGCGUACCUGAGCAGCACGCUCGACCCCUUGCUUGCCGUGCGUCCACCCGCCUCGCCCACCACGCCCCUCGCUGCACGGGUGCAAGGCGUCCCCUCACACCCACCCUCGCACGCACCUCAAGCGGGGCUGGCGGGGCGGUUGGGCCAAUCGCGGCAGCAGCUGCUGGGAGUGGAGCCGGCGUGCCUGCAGCGAGCCGCUUCCAGCGCUGCAGCGAACAAGGCGACUCAGAUGAGACUGCAGCAGCGCGUCAUUGAUGCAGUGGCGUCAUCUGCAGCCAACAUCAAGACCUUCAUUCACUUGAGUCUGGGGGACGAUGCCUCCAACACUGACACCGACGCUGUCACGCGAGUGCGGGAGGAGGUGCGGAGGGUGCGGGAGAGGGAGGGCGCCAUCGCGCGCCUGCUGCUCACCACGGCCAACACUCGAGCCACGCUGGCGCAGGAGCACGUGAGGGUGACCAGGGACCUCCUCACCUUGCUGCACUUCAAGACACUCCAACAGCACCCGCUGGAUGGGAGGCGGUGUAAGCUGGUGGAGGCAAGCGCUGCCCUGCUGCAGUGCAAGGAAGAAGCGGUGGAGCAGCAGGUCCGAGCCGCCACAUACACGAGAGUCACCGUGCUGGCACUGCAGCACACCAGGAGCCAUCUGUUGGCGCGCAAGGCUGAAGUCAGUUUGGCACGAGACCAAGCACGUGUGCGCCUGGAGCAGCUCACGUCCAACCCCGAAUUCCUUGCUGUUGCACGUGAUUACAACCGAACCAAGGAG